This is a messenger RNA of Cladocopium goreaui, 633 nucleotides long. The record is from the annotation of a GenBank genome assembly. NCBI's taxonomy places the organism in Eukaryota, Dinophyceae, Suessiales, Symbiodiniaceae.
AUGGCCACCUUGGGACAACGUACCCUAGCUGAAAGUCGGCUAAAGGCCAACCAGCCAGACCAAAAACCAGACGGAACUACGGUUUCACCCGCGCCCAAGCAGGCGGAUACAGGCCUUGCUACCCAGGACAGCAGCCAACCUCCGCCCACUAAGCUCAGUGCACAGACAUUGACUGCAGCACAACCAACACCGCUUCCGCCACCGUCCCCCAAAGAACCAAGGAAGGAUGCCCCGGGUACCGGAGAGCUAUCUGACCCUGGCCACAGACACCCAGGCGCAAAGAAACUGCCGCAGCCAGGCAAGGAACAGCCACUCAGUGUCGAAGUCAAUGUUGGACCGCCACCAAUCCUUUCGCCAACAGAUUCGCCAGACAUGCUAACAUCCGAAACAGUCGUUGUCAGCAGUCCUGCCCCUGACCAAGAAGAAAAUUUUGAUGCAAUGGAUAUGGCCACUUUGCAGAGUCGCCGACUGGAUGCCCUGGAAACUGUGCAGGAUCUGACCGCACAACUAUUUAGAGCUCAGGACACGGUAUCUCGCAUUACGAAGAGACUCAAGACAAUGCAAGAGAGCCAGGCAACACCCAUGCCACCUGUGCAUCCGAGAGAAGACAUUGAAAUUGAAGGGAUGGACUAA